Messenger RNA from Rhipicephalus sanguineus (brown dog tick), 1016 nucleotides. RefSeq lists its product as uncharacterized. The record is from RefSeq and is a predicted model, not a curated record. The transcript is spliced from 7 exons. Lineage: Eukaryota; Metazoa; Arthropoda; Arachnida; Ixodida; Ixodidae. The coding region runs from base 86 to 988 and encodes 300 amino acids.
UUUCGGAUUCGACUUCCACACCAGCAGUGUGUCGGCGACCAACUACAACAUUGAACGAGCAGCCACUUGGGCUACACGGUGUAGGAUGGAAAAGAUUAUGAGGCUCUUCGUUCUGGUAUUACUUUUCGUCGCCCACUUCGGUGACGCCCAAGGCGAUGUCGGUGAAAAUGGCGAUGACGACUGCACGGAAGCCCAGCAGAGAGCCAUUAACGGACGGCCAUUGUCCUCACGUCGCUUCAUGUGGUGGCCUUACGACGCAUGCAGCAACGGACUCACCUACGUCACGUGCGACGGAGACCUCAAAUGCAACGCAAUUCGUCGACAGGGGGGCGGUCCAUCUCUCUCAACUCAUACACUGUGGACGCACACAAGAGGCACAGACAGCGUAGGCCAAGCGAACGACUUUGUCGACACUGUGCUUCUGCAAAGAAUGCCGACUCUCAUCAGGGAAACAGUUGUCCACGGCCACUUAUCUCUGCCAUUCCAUUAUUUCAAGGUCUACAAGACUGCCUGGCUGAUGAACCGAGACUUGAAGGUGUACGUACUCUCGGGCAGAUUCAGACACUUUAGCACGGCUGUGAGACGCAACGACGACUGCGUCCUCUCAAUGGUGGCGGGAAACGUGAGCGUCAGCUGCAGUCUGAGCAUUGAUGGCAUCGUUGCAGAACUCCAGACCGAGGCGAAAGGGGACAAUCUGCUGGCCACUAAAAAAUCUGUUCGAGUCGACGCACAAAUGUACGGCAUGACUGGUCGACUUGAAGUUACUUCCGCCAUGAACCAACCUGCCUUCCUGCGUUCUUUCGUUGUGGAGAACGGCUACUUCCACGUGACGGUCGGACACAAUCUCGAACUGAACUCGGUUCGAAUGAGCAACUUCGAGUCCAACAUCCGUUGGUAUCUCGGCCAACAUCUGCAAGAGAAGUUCUACACUUACUACGAGGCACUGCUCAGACAUGCGUUUGCCCGCAAGAGCUUUUUCUUGUUUUGAUCGAUAAUGUUACACUAUAUUUGGAUCA